UUUUCUUCAGCAACUCUUCAUUGUUCUUCCAAUAUGAUCAUGAUAAGUGUUUAUUAUUAAUUUGGUUUAUAAUUUGCAAAAAUUUUCAUCGAAUGAAAACUUCACCUAUUGAGAGGUAGAUGGCGUUAUUUGGUUUCCACCCUAAGCACGUUGUUGCUCCAAGAUCUCUUUGUGGUUACCCUCCCCUAGAUUGUUCAGCUUUAAUUGUAAUUGCUUACAACGUGUUUGGUAGUUUUAAUUUAUUGUUAUAUUGUUUAAUUAAAUUUUUCGUUUAAUCGCAAGUUGACAAUAUGACAUCUAUUGGAACACUUGCCUUUGACGAAUAUGGCCGUCCUUUCUUUAUUCUUAAAGAGAAACAAAAACGUCUCAGUGGACUUGAGGCUUUAAAGGCACAUAUUGUUGCCUCAAGAACUAUCUCAACCAUCAUUCAAACCUCCCUUGGACCCAAAGGUUUGGAUAAGAUGAUGGUCUCUUCUGAUGGAGAUGUAACCAUAACUAAUGAUGGGGCAACUAUACUUAAGAUGAUGGAUGUUGAAAAUGAAAUCGCUAAAUUAAUGGUCCAACUGUCCCAGUCUCAAGACGACGAGAUUGGUGAUGGCACUACCGGUGUUGUAGUUCUUGCUGGAGCUCUCUUAGCUCAAGCUGAAUUACUACUCGAUAAAGGGCUUCACCCCAUCCGUAUUACUGAGGGUUUUGAGAUGGCUGCUAAAUACGCAAUAGAUCAUCUUGAUAAUAUCAGUGACAAAUUCCCGGUUAGUAGAGAUAAUUUGGAACCUCUUAUAAAAACAGCCCAAACUACUUUAGGGUCAAAAAUUGUUAACAAAUGUCUCCGUCAAUUUGCCGAAAUAGCAGUUGAUGCUGUAAUGUCUGUUGCUGAUUUGGAAAGAAAAGACGUAGACUUUGAAUUAAUUAAAAUGGAAGCAAAACAAGGAGGUAGAUUGGAAGAUACCGUUUUAGUUAAAGGUGUGAUAGUUGAUAAGCAAUUUAGCCACCCCCAGAUGCCCAAAGAACUUAAAGAUGUAAAAUUGGCUAUUCUCACAUGUCCUUUCGAACCUCCCAAGCCAAAGACCAAACAUAAGUUGGACGUUAAAUCUGUCGAAGAUUACCGAGCUUUAAGAAAGUAUGAGCAAGAAAAAUUUGAUGACAUGGUUCAACGAGUCAAAGACUCUGGUGCUAACCUAGUUAUUUGUCAAUGGGGUUUUGAUGAUGAAGCAAAUCAUUUACUUUUACAAAGAGAAUUACCUGCUGUUCGAUGGGUUGGUGGACCUGAAAUUGAGUUGAUUGCUAUUGCAACCAAUGGACGAAUUGUCCCUCGUUUCGAAGAACUUAGCCCUGAAAAGCUAGGAACUGCUGGUCUGGUCAGAGAAGUAAGCUUUGGUACUACCAAAGACAGAAUGCUGGUCAUUGAAAAGUGUCCUAAUACCCGAGCUGUCACCAUAUUUAUUCGUGGAGGUAAUAAAAUGAUUGUUGAAGAAGCUAAAAGGUCUCUUCACGAUGCCCUUUGUGUAGUGAGGAAUCUUGUUCGUGAUAACCGAGUAGUCUAUGGAGGAGGAGCAGCAGAAAUCUCUUGCUCAUUAGCUGUUGCUGAACAAGCUAAUAAGAUUGCCACAAUCGAACAGUAUGCUCUUCGUGCUUUUGCUGAUGCAUUGGACAGUAUUCCAUUAGCUUUAUCUGAGAAUAGCGGACUUUCUGCAAUUGAUGUGGUUACAGAUCUAAAAGCUCGUCAAAAGCUUGAGAAUAAUCCAUGGCUUGGUAUCGAUUGUCUUAACAAGGGAACCAAUGACAUGAAAGUUCAAAAUGUCAUUGAAACGCUAACCAGUAAAAAACAACAAAUCUCUUUAGCAACUCAACUGGUCAAGAUGAUUUUGAAAAUCGACGAUGUCCGUAAACCAGAGCAAAGUAUCUGAAGAGAUUGAAUAUGCAGACACAUUUCAACACGCUCGAAUCUUUUUCGCUUUCUUUUUUUUCUUAAAUGAAAUGGUCACUUUAUAUUUCCUUGAAAAACUCACCUAAUCUUAACCCUGCUUUGGAAUAAAACAUUAAUUCUUAAAAGUA
Molecule: messenger RNA, 2055 nt
Organism: Tetranychus urticae (two-spotted spider mite)
Lineage: Eukaryota; Metazoa; Arthropoda; Arachnida; Trombidiformes; Tetranychidae
Gene: CCT5
Product: chaperonin containing TCP1 subunit 5
Biological process (GO): protein folding
Molecular function (GO): ATP hydrolysis activity; ATP-dependent protein folding chaperone; ATP binding
Source: RefSeq, a predicted model, not a curated record